AUGGGGCAUAAAGAAAACGAAAAAAGAAAAAGAUCAAUAAACACAUCUGAUGAUGACUCCCGUUCUAUAUCGAUAUCUUUAGAUAAAUCAAAAAAAAAAAAAAAUAUUUCAGUUGCAUAUACUUCAAAAGAGCACACCAAUGAGGACAAAAGUAGGAAAAAAAGAAGUAGUGUUAGCAAGCAUCGGAACAAAAACCGAAAAAACCGUAGUGUCUCUUCUGAUAAGAGUGUGACUAGUAGUGAAGAAAGUAGUGGCACAGAGAAUAGCAAAACUUCCAGUAGUGGAGAGAGUAGCGGUACAAAGAAUAGCAAAACCUCGAGUAGUUGUGAAAGUAGCGAUACAAAUAGCAACACAAGUGAAAGUGACAGUGAUAGUGACAGUGGCAGCGAAAGUGAUAGAUCAUCUAGCAAUAGUAGCACAAGUAGUAGUGUGCUUGAGAAAAAAAAAGGAAAAGAAGUAGAAAAGGAAAUAGAUGAUAAUAAGAAAGCAAAAUAUGAGGCUCAUAUUUAUGAUAGUAAGGAAAUGAUAAGAUUAACUAUAAAUUUACUUCAAAAUUAUAAUUUUAUAAAUAAUUUAAAAGUGUUAUAUAAAAAAUUAGAUAAUAAAAAAAAAAUAUCACUUGAAAGUAUCAAAGAUUUAAGAUUAAAAAAAAAACUAAGGCAUUUAUUCAGAGCUUGGAAAUUAGAAAAAAAAGAUGAAUAUUAUAGAAAACCAUCAAGUUUUAAAGAAAGCAUAUAUGAUAUUUUUAGUGGCUUAUAUUAUUAUUUUUUAUCACAAAUAGAUAUAGAAAAAUUGAGAUACAAUAUUAAUAAAAGAAAAUCGGACAUAUUAAAACAAAAAGAGAACAACAAUAAAGAAGUUGAUAAUAUAAAUGCAAAUUAUAAAUACGGGUAUGAUAGUGAUCAAUAUAAUGACAAUGUAAAUUAUUCCCAUAUUAAUCUUUUCAGUGAAGAAGAAAAAGCACAAUAUAUUAAUUAUGUAAAUAGUCAAAAUGAAAAAGUUAAAGGUUUAAGAGAAUUACAUGAAGAAGGGCACUUUAAAAAUAGCAAAGAACAAUAUAAAAAGUUUUUAGAAAAACAUCAAACUGUUGAUUUAUGGGGAAAAAGUGAACAAGAACAAAAAUUUCUACUUAAUUCAAAACAAUCCAAUAAUGAAAGAAAAACAUUUGAUAGAGAAAGAGAUUUAUGUACAAAUAGGUUUAUAAAAAAAGAUAGUUACAACAAAUUAAUAAAAAACACAAAGGAACAUGUAGAUGGAAAAUUUCACAAAACUUCAGAUCAAGUAAUAUAA
Molecule: messenger RNA, 1290 nt
Organism: Plasmodium vinckei vinckei
Lineage: Eukaryota; Apicomplexa; Aconoidasida; Haemosporida; Plasmodiidae
Product: conserved Plasmodium protein, unknown function
Exons: 1
Coding region: 1-1290 (429 amino acids)
Source: RefSeq, a predicted model, not a curated record